CACUCCUUGAGGGUGAGUUGGGGUGAGUUUACGGGGUGGAUAAUGUACGCACGUAUACAGUGAGAUAAAUCGUGAGGGAGACGUUGUAUUAACAUGCAUUGACAAAUUAUUCAUCGUUUGUUGAUCUGCCUCAGUCUCAUUGUGACUUAUCUCUCCGGGGUUAAUUCGCUGCGUGUUUUGGUUAAAGCAUAAUGUAAUGCCGCACGGAUAGGGGUUCAUAAUUAAAAUGGAUGUUCACGGUGCCGGAGUGGUUGCAGUUCUAAGCACAGUUGGAGCUGCUACCGGGGCACUCUCUGCAGUGAUUGUCUAUACCAUUUGUGCACGUCGCCGCCGAUUGCUUACUUCGGUUGGAGGACCACUCAACUGGUUUGAAAAAGAUUUGUUGGAUAGAGCCGAGGAGGCAGCUAAGUCAUCGAAGAAUGUUUUAGCUGGUGUCGCGCUUUCGCGGGAUAAUAAAAUUAUCAAACGUAAUGAUAGUCAUUCAGAUGAUGAUGAAUGGCAAUCUGAUCACGUAUUUGAUAGCAUUGCCAGUGACUCUCCCAGAAGAGUUAUACAACAUCUCUCAGAAUCGGAUGAUAUUUCCCCAUCUCCAAUGAGUCCACUUGCACCGCCUAUUCCGGACGGCACAUUGAUUGCAUCUGAGAAACGCAUGAUAAUCGUCAGACCGCCACGGAGCAUGGAUGGGUCUCACUCCAGAUUGAAUAGUGUCGAGAUCGAGUCAGCUUCACGAAACAAGUUGUCAUCUUCCUCUUCAACUUCUUCGUCCGAUGAAAUUAGGGGUGAAUUAAAGUUAGGAUUGAUGUAUGAUACUAACGCUGGAAUACUUACCGUGAAACUUAUCGAGGCACAUGAUCUUCGUGCUCGAGAAUUGAGCGGCAUCGCAGAUCCUUACGCCAAGAUACGUUUGUUACCUGAUCGUAACAAUGUGUGGCAAACUACAAUACACAGGCGUACUUUGAAUCCUGUAUUCGACGAAGAUUUCGUUUUUGAAAUAACGCCUGUAUCAUCAUUGGCUGGAAGAACAUUAGAAAUCCUGCUCUAUGAUUUUGAUGCGUUUACGAGACAUCGUGGUUUAGGCUAUGUACAACUUCCUCUUUCUUCCGUGCCGGAUCUCGGUACAAAUUUGAUCACUAUCGUACAACCAGUUUUGCGAUAUGGAGUGGAGGGUGGAUUUAGAGCGCCACCUCUGGGUGAAUUAAUGGUCUCUAUUUCAUAUCAGGUGUCUAUAGAGAAACUGACAAUUAUUAUUGUCAGGGCGAGAAAUUUACCCAUUCUCGAUGAUCCCGCAAACGCUAAUUCAUAUGUGAAGGUAUCACUUAUGCAAGAUGGUAAAAAUCUUAAGAAGAAAAAAUCGAGUAUACAACAUGAGGCUACUAUUCCCGUCUGGAAUGAUAUUCUUACCUUUGAUGUUAAUAGCGACAUAUUACCGAAGUGUGUCUUACUAUUUUCUGUACUGCGAGCGAAUGGUAAUCUCUUAGGUAAGUGCGAAGUAUCCGGCUCGUGUCAAAAAGAGUUGUUUCAACGUGUAUUAUCUGGAAAAGGUGCUUCGGCACAAUGGUUGCCAUUGUCAGAACCAGAAGCACAACGUGAUGAUAAUGGAGAAUUAAAAAAUUAAAAAAAAUCGCUAUUAAAAUGUGUAUGUGCGCGCGCGCGCGCGCAUACAUAUAUACAUAUACAUGGUAUCCCAAAUUUUUUGACACAGCGCUUGUAUGCAAGUAGAACGGAUUAAACUGAUUUGAAAAGUCCUGUACCAUUUUGCAAUUUUCGUAUAAUAAUAAUAGUAAUAGUUAAUAGGGAUAAUAGUAAUAAUAGUUAAUAGAAAUGCAACGGAUAUCCGACAAUUAUCCAGUAUUCAGCCGCUUCUUUAUAUAUAUAGUUUGGCUAUCCGGCUGGAGAAAGUCACAUUAAAUGUAUUUUCCAAAGUAAAAUUUAGUUUAAAAACUGAUUCACGGACGA
Messenger RNA from Trachymyrmex cornetzi, 1956 nucleotides. RefSeq names its product synaptotagmin-5. NCBI's taxonomy places the organism in Eukaryota, Metazoa, Arthropoda, Insecta, Hymenoptera, Formicidae. The transcript has 8 exons. The record is from RefSeq and is a predicted model, not a curated record. Bases 227 to 1615 code for a protein of 462 amino acids. Gene Ontology annotation, biological process: synaptic vesicle endocytosis; calcium ion-regulated exocytosis of neurotransmitter. Gene Ontology annotation, molecular function: clathrin binding; calcium-dependent phospholipid binding; phosphatidylserine binding. Gene Ontology annotation, cellular component: synaptic vesicle membrane; exocytic vesicle; plasma membrane.